AUGGGCGAUGACUCUGUGACCAGUGGAAAGGCGCACCAAGGUCCCACUGUCGUUAGUCGCAAAACAAGAGGCCAACAACUAAGGUUAUUCGGCAUGCCUCUCUCAAACCAAACCUGUCGUGUCGGAAUGCCUCAGUCGAAUGGCGAAAGAGAGUCGACGAGGGUCUGGCCGACGGGGAAAUCCCUGCACUCUGGCGUUCCCGAGGUCCAGGUACCUCGUAGUUGCUUCCGCCCCCUCCUGGAGUCAGGUACUUUGACCAGACCCUGA
Messenger RNA from Colletotrichum paranaense, 267 nucleotides. RefSeq lists its product as uncharacterized. NCBI's taxonomy places the organism in Eukaryota, Fungi, Ascomycota, Sordariomycetes, Glomerellales, Glomerellaceae. The coding region runs from base 1 to 267 and encodes 88 amino acids. The record is from RefSeq and is a predicted model, not a curated record. The transcript has a single exon.